Messenger RNA from Lineus longissimus, 791 nucleotides. RefSeq names its product adhesion G protein-coupled receptor L3-like. The coding region runs from base 11 to 610 and encodes 199 amino acids. Gene Ontology annotation, biological process: cell surface receptor signaling pathway; adenylate cyclase-activating G protein-coupled receptor signaling pathway. The transcript has 5 exons. The record is from RefSeq and is a predicted model, not a curated record. NCBI's taxonomy places the organism in Eukaryota, Metazoa, Nemertea, Pilidiophora, Heteronemertea, Lineidae. Gene Ontology annotation, molecular function: G protein-coupled receptor activity. Gene Ontology annotation, cellular component: plasma membrane.
GCUCUACCUGAUGCUGGUCAAGGUUCUACCAUUGAAGUACAACCGUAUCGCCUGGUUCUAUUUGUGUGGUUAUGGGGUUCCAGCCCUUAUAGUCGGUGUGUCCUCUGCCGUAUACUCCGAGGGAUACGGAACCUCCACAUGUUGUUGGCUGACGCACGAUCAUGGCUUUAUCUGGACUUUCACUGGACCCGUCCUUUUAGUCAUGGUGAUCAACAUUUGUUUUCUUAUCCAAACCCUGCGAGUGAUUUACAAGGUUGGACACGGAACGAUGAGGUCUUCACAUCAAGAUACGCACCUCCAGUGCUUCAGGCGUGCCGCUAGAGGCGCUGUCCUCUUACAAUGCAUCCUCGGGACAACAUGGAUCAUUGGCUAUGCCUACCAGGGACCAAGCACUCUUGUCUUUGCUUACGUGUUUACGACCCUCAAUUCUACCCAGGUAAAAUAUGCGAUAGCCUCAGUUGUGAGGCCGAAUCGUGCUAAAUUUACGAAUGCAAACCUCGAGCAUAAAACGAUCAAAUUCACCCCUCUAACCCGACCAAAGGGCCUAAUUGCCGUGAAAAGACGAAUGCCAAAUAUUUUUUUCAAUUGUUUUUUUUUAUGCUCAAAAUGAAGAAACAUCAUCAGCCCGACUACAAAUUAUUUUGGCUUUGAAACUUUUUCAGAAUUUUGAACUUAUGAAAAAGUUCAACAAUUUUGACGGGAAAACUUAAUCAUGCAUUUUGUCCCCGGAUUUUCAACUUCACUAAUGCGACCACCCCGGUAACGCGACCAUUCAACAUCGGUCCCAUGAG